UACACGAACACCAUCGAUAUCUCACUUUAAAAGUUACCUACAUGGUGACGCUCAUAAACCCGAGCAGCCAGUCUGCAGUGCUGUGACUGAGCGGAGGAGCUGGAGAUACAUUAGAAACGUGUCAGAGAUAAAGGACUGCUGAAGCUCUGUCUCCUGAGCUGAGUGAGGAGAGAGAGCGAGCUGGUUUCCGUGUUGAAGAGGUUCAGAUGUAGCUAAAGGGGAAAUAACUUCAAACUGAGGAAGUGUCUCAAUAUGGGAAAAACCCACACUCACACACUUAAACACACACACACUCUGCCAUCAUAAACUCGCUCCUCGGUGAAUGUGUGUGUGGCUUUAGUCCGCGUAUUGUUAAAGAAGCUGGUUUUAAUUAGAGGUUGAGGGAGUCCUGAGGUCCAGUAUGAGCAGCAGCGCUGUAACAGCUGAUACCUUCAUCAGGAAGCUCAGUCGCUCCACUCUCAGGACCCUCUCAGACUUCCUGGACCCUCAGGACGCGUGGAGAACUGUUCUGAUGGACAUACAGAAACCGACAGGAGAACCUAGAUACACUCAGCUGCACCUCAGGAGGUUUGAAAGGCUGUUGGCUCAGGGUAAAAGUCCCACAGUAGAGCUGUUGUAUGACUGGGGGACCACAAACAGCACAGUUGGAGAACUGGUUGAUAUUCUUGUCAGAAACAAGCUGUUUGCUCCUGCUAGAGUCCUUCUGCCAGAUAUAGCUGCAACACCUGCUCCAACACCUGUCACAAAUCAGAGGGCAGAGAGAGAUCCUCCCAUUCAGUACCACCGGGAGGAGACUAAGCUCCUCAGACUCGCAGCAGAAGAAGCACAUCACACCCCACCUGACAGCACCACACAACCAGAGGAGAACCAGGAGCCUGAUGAAGAAGGAUUCUACACUUUUACAUAUCAAGAGCUGACGGUGAUCACAGAAAGCUGGGAUGAAAGGCCAGUUUCGGAUGGAGGCAGGAGACUCGGGGAGGGAGGCUUUGGAGUUGUGUUCAAAGGCAUCCUCAGCACCACACCUGUAGCAGUGAAGAAACUCAAUUUAGAAGAUGAAUUAGAGCUGAAAGCUCAGUUCAAACAAGAGAUUCAGACACUGAAGAGGUUAAAACAUGUAAAUCUGGUGAAUAUGGUGGGUUAUUCCAGUGACGGCCAGCACCCAUGUUUAGUCUAUGCUUACAUGUCAAAUGGUUCAUUGCUGGAUCGACUAGCAUGUGAGGGGGGAAGUGAUCCUCUCUUCUGGAAGUUGAGGUGUUCAAUAGCAUUGGGCACAGCAAGAGGACUGGAAUACCUUCACCAACACAACCACAUACAUCGAGAUGUGAAAAGUGGCAAUAUUUUGUUGGACGAUUCCUUCGUUUCGAAGAUUUCAGAUUUUGGGUUAACCCGAGCCUCAGCUAAACAUUCCUGCACAACAGUAAUUACAGAGAGGAUUGUGGGUACGACAGCUUACAUGGCACCUGAGGCACUGCGAGGAGAGAUCACUCCCAAAUCAGAUGUGUUCAGCUUUGGAGUGGUGCUGCUGGAAAUAUUAUCUGGACUUCCGCCAGUUGAUGAAAACCGGGACCCAAAGCUUCUGAUAGAGAUGAAGGAUGAAAUUGAGGAUGAAGAGAUCAUGCUGCAGGAGUUUGUAGAUAAGAAAAUGGAAGACUGGGACAUGGAGUCUAUAGAGAAGAUGUACGGGGUGGCAAGUCAGUGCCUAAAUGAAAGGAAGAACAGGAGGCCUCUGCUGAAGGAGGUGACUGCUGAGCUGGAGGAUCUCUCUCAUUGAGACCUGAUGAGCUAAACUAAGACAAACAUUUGUAAAAAUGAAUGCUUGAAUAGAUUUUAAAUGUAAACUUUUAAUACUGUAAAUAUUUAUGUAUAUUAAAAUAGCUUAUAUCUGUAGUAAAAUUCUGCAACAUAUUAAAGAAUUUUAUAGCAA
Molecule: messenger RNA, 1924 nt
Organism: Astyanax mexicanus (Mexican tetra)
Lineage: Eukaryota; Metazoa; Chordata; Actinopteri; Characiformes; Acestrorhamphidae
Gene: irak4
Product: interleukin-1 receptor-associated kinase 4
Exons: 11
Coding region: 401-1771 (456 amino acids)
Biological process (GO): signal transduction; protein phosphorylation
Molecular function (GO): magnesium ion binding; ATP binding; protein serine/threonine kinase activity
Source: RefSeq, a predicted model, not a curated record